Molecule: messenger RNA, 282 nt
Organism: Setaria italica (foxtail millet)
Lineage: Eukaryota; Viridiplantae; Streptophyta; Magnoliopsida; Poales; Poaceae
Product: auxin-induced protein 15A
Exons: 1
Coding region: 1-282 (93 amino acids)
Biological process (GO): response to auxin
Source: RefSeq, a predicted model, not a curated record
AUGGCGGGGAAGCUGGGGCAUCUGCUGACGAGGCUGCACCUGGCGAGGAGCCGGUCGUCGCCGGCGGACGUACCGAGGGGCCACCUGGCGGUGUACGUCGGGGAGGGGCGGAAGCGGCUGGUGGUUCCGACGGCGUGCCUGAGCCACCCGGCGUUCGUGACGAUGCUAAAGCGGGUGGAGGACGAGUUCGGCUUCGACCACCGGUGCGGCGGCCUCACCAUCCCCUGCGCCGACGAGGGCGACUUCGCCGACAUCGUCGGCGGCGUGGACGGGCACCACUGA